AUGCUCCGCCGCCGCCGCACCGCCACACCUCCUGAACUGGCGCCCCGCGCAGAGCGCGACGCCUCCGUCCUUAGCAAGCUCUUCUUCCUCUGGAUCUAUCCCCUUAUAGCGAGAGGCACAGCCAUCGCUCUCCAGCAGGACGACCUCCCCCCGCUGGCACCCUCAGACCAGACCGCCACGCGCGUCCCCGCCCGCUGCGUCUCCCGAUCCAUCCGCGCUCUCAUCCCCGUCACCUUCCGCCGGUUCGCCCUCGCCGCCUGCUUCAAGCCCGUCUGGCUGGCCGCCGCCGUCGGACAAGCGUUCGCCAUCCGUGUCCUCGUCACCCGCGUCACCCUCGCCUCCGCAGACCCCCCGCCCGCCGUCUCGCGGUAUGCCUACCUCCCCGUCGCCGUCGCCCUUGCCCUGACCAGCAUCCUCAUGAGCAUCGCCUCGCACAACUUUUACGCGUACACCGUCCGCGAGGGUUGGCGCGCGCGCGCCGCUCUACAGGCCGAAAUCUUUCGCAAGAUGCUUCGCUUGUCUCCGCGUGCUCGGUCGAACACGUCCGAGGGCGAAAUUGGCAACUUGCUCGUCAACGAUACGCAACGCAUCGUCGAUGCCUACACCUACUUUCAUGGCUGCUGGUUUGGUUUCAUCGAGAUCACUGUCCUUUCGGGCAUUCGCACCAUUAAGCUAUCCGCUUGGGAGUCUCAUUUCCUCAAUCUUGUCCGCACUCUCAGAGGUGUCGAGGUCCGCCACUUGAAGCUUCAGGGAGUCGUUCGCGCUCUGAAUGCUGCAUUGUUUUUUGCCGCCCCGCAAAUUGUCGUCCUCGUAACGUUUGCCUCCUAUACCCUCAUUUUCAAUAACCCCCUUUCCCCGGGCCUCGUCUUCAGUACGCUGUCAUAUUUCGCAACCCUCUCCCAAGUUCUCUUUGUCAUGCCACUCGGUUGGCUGUCUUUGGCAGAGGCUAUUGUGUCAGGCAGACGAUUUGAUGGGUUUUUCGCACUGUCGGAACUUCCCGCUCUGCCCUCGCAUAUGCGUUUAGAUGUUGAACAGCAACACUGUAGCAUGUCCGAGGACACAAGUUCAAAUCAUACUAAGGUAGAUGGCACUACGCUCCUCGAGGAGCUUCCUACACAUACACGCCUUAAUGUGUAUCGCGCACAUGGCAAGUCGAGCUUGCUGCUGGGGAUUCUGGACGAGAUCCCUUGCAUAUCCGGUCGUGUGGAAAAGAAUGGUCGUGUAGCGUAUUGCGCCCAACAACCAUGGAUCACUAAUGCAACUCUACGCGAAAACGUGAUCAUGUUUGGGGAUAAUCUUGAAAACUUUGAUGAAACCUGGUAUCAUACUGUUGUGGAUGCGUGCUGUCUCAAGAGAGACAUUGAACUCCUUGCCGCGGGCGACAGUACCGAAAUAGGAGAGCGGGGGGUCAAUUUAUCUGGUGGCCAAAAGUCGCGGGUGGCGCUUGCCAGGGCAGUAUACUCGAAAGCCGACCUGUACAUUUUGGAUGACCCUCUCUCAGCGGUGGACUCUGAGGUAGCUGCCAAUCUAAUCGACAGAGUCAUUGGUCCGACUGGAAUACUCGCGAGCAAAGCGCGAAUCAUUGUGACACAUCAGUUGAAGAUAUUACCGCAUUCUUCUAGCACAAUUAUUCUUGAGGGAGGAACAAUUCACCGGAGCGGGACAUUCAAAGAGCUUCGAGCAAGUGGAGUCGAAUUCUCGGGGUUUUCCGGCUUCGAAGAUGAUUUAGACAAAGAGCGGAGCGAUGCUGGCAGGUACUGUGAAGAUGAAGAUGAAGAAAACAGUAGGCAACUGGACAGUGCAGAAGAGACCGCAUCGUUUGAGAAUGAAGACGUUACCCGUUUAGAGAUUGGAGGCACUUCACAAGAUCAACUCGUGUUUAAAGAAUUAUCUUCGUUGAGAGAGACGUCAAAUGAAAAGGGAGGGCUGGUAGAAGAAGAAGAUCGACGUGUUGGUCACGUCAGGAGCAACGUAUUCAAAGCAUACAUCAAGGCCGGCGGGGGUUUGGUUGCAUUGCUUGGCAUCUCGGGUGCAUUUUUAUUAGCGCAAGCAGUUCGUCAGGUAGGAGAGUGGUGGUUAGCCGAAUGGAGUGAGCUUGCCAGCUCCCAGUCGGCGGGGCGGCAAGAUUCGUUUUCCAAUGGGGAUGGAUUCUAUGCGUUAGUAUUCUUUGGGCUUGCGGCAAGCGCUGCCGUGCUCACGUUAAUACGAGCAUCAGUCUUUGCGGAGCGAACAAUCUCUGCUUCGAGUAGAAUGCACGAUCACUUGUUGGACAAAGUUUUACAUGCCAGGCCCCGUUUCUUUGACACGAAUCCAGCAGGACGGAUUUUGAAUCGAUUUAGCAAAGACAUUGACCAAAUGGAUGUGCUCCUGCCAGCGACAGCUCAGGAUUGUCUUCAACUUUUCUUUGUUGCUUUUGGGGCUUUAGUGACCAUAGCAGCGAUUAUUCCAUGGCUCCUUGUCCCUUUUAUCCCUGUGAUAGGGCUUUUCCUUUACAUCCAAUGGUUAUACAAGAAAUCAAGCAGGGAACUGAAGCGCCUCGAUGGAGUAUCAAGGAGUCCAAUAUAUUCUCAAUUCAUUGAGUCAUUUGUUGGAAUGUCAACGGUCAGGGCGCACGAAUUCCAGAAGGUGUUCUCUGCGCACUUCAAUGGGCUUGUCGAUGACAAUCAUGUAGCCUUUCACAUGUUUACAACUGUUGGCCAUUGGGUUGGCGCUCGUCUGGAUCUGCUGGCGGCUCUCGUGGUUUUGGCUACAAGUGUUUUGGUGCUAAUAUUGAGUCCAAGUUUGAACGCCGGACUUGCCGGAGUGGCCCUUACUCAAAGCACCCUCAUCACUGGAAUACUUCAAUGGGGAGUCCGCCAGGCUGCAGAGACGGAGAACAUGUUCACAAGUGUCGAGAGAGUUCAUGAGAUGGCUACACAGACCCCCCAAGAGGAGUAUGAAAAGUCUGGGGAGGCUGAACUUGGUGCGGCCUGGCCUUCAGGCGGAGAGAUCAUUUUCAGAAAUGUUUCUCUAAAAUACCGUCCGGAAUUGGAUCCAGCACUCCAUGACUUGUCGUUUGUUUGCAACCCGCGGGAAAGAGUAGGGAUUGUGGGGAGGACAGGCGGUGGGAAGAGCUCUCUGCUUGUAUCGCUAUUCAGAAUGGUGGAACUUAGCAGUGGAGCCAUCUACAUCGAUGGAAUAGAUAUCGCACAGAUAGGACUUCGCGAACUUCGAUCGCGAAUGUCUAUAGUCCCUCAAGACCCAGUGCUGUUCAAUGGCACAAUUCGUAGUAAUCUUGAUCCUACUGGGAGUUAUAGUGAUUCGCAGUUGUGGGAUGCUCUCCAUCGGGUCCAUAUGGGCAGCGCUGACGGUCAAGGAUUAGACCUAAUCGUUCAAGAAAAAGGGAACAACUUCUCUGCAGGAGAGCGACAGCUUCUUUCGCUCGCUCGGGCAAUUCUGACAAAAGUUAAGAUCGUGGUUCUAGACGAAGCUUCGGCUUCCCUGGACAAUCACACAGACAUGCUAGUACAGAAAACUGUACGAGAGCAGCUAUCCGACUGUACUGUUUUGACAAUUGCACAUCGCCUUGCAACCAUCGCUGAUAGCGAUCGGAUUCUUGUUAUGGAUGCCGGUAGAGUGGUCGAAUUCGAUGCACCAGGAAAGUUGCUGGAGACGGGUGGUUAUUUCUCGAAAUUGGUGGAAGAAACUGGACGGAUUGAGAGUGCACUACUCAAAGCCAUCAUCAGUGAAGCGUCGGGAUCGAAUAGCGGACGGUGACUGUUGACGUGAAUGUAAUAUGCAGGUACGUAGUUAAAAAGAGUAAUGAGGGCAACCGUGCUGUAGUAAUUGUCAUUUUGCAGCCAUGCAGCAGGCCAUCCGAAGUCACCCAAAAGCAUACAUAUGUCUUCAUCUGAGUGAUGGCUUGGGACGAGGCAUGCUACUCGAAGAAGCUCGCGAAGGAAGCAGCACUUCUCGCAGAUGCUCCACACGGGGAAUCAAUGGUCGAGUGCUUCGCACUGGUGUCGUCUAUCCGACCGGGGCUUGUCCUCAUAUGAGGACGAUGAUGUCCUCAUAUGAGAACAGCUCUUUUUUUGCAAAUAUAUAUAUAUUAAAUUGAACGUUCAAAAA
Messenger RNA from Chondrus crispus (carragheen), 4107 nucleotides. RefSeq lists its product as hypothetical. The transcript has 8 exons. Lineage: Eukaryota; Rhodophyta; Florideophyceae; Gigartinales; Gigartinaceae. Gene Ontology annotation, cellular component: membrane. The record is from RefSeq and is a predicted model, not a curated record. Bases 1 to 3756 code for a protein of 1251 amino acids. Gene Ontology annotation, biological process: transmembrane transport. Gene Ontology annotation, molecular function: ATP hydrolysis activity; ATP binding; ABC-type transporter activity.